Messenger RNA from Malassezia restricta, 1098 nucleotides. RefSeq names its product mitochondrial carrier protein. The coding region runs from base 1 to 1098 and encodes 365 amino acids. The record is from RefSeq and is a predicted model, not a curated record. The transcript has a single exon. Lineage: Eukaryota; Fungi; Basidiomycota; Malasseziomycetes; Malasseziales; Malasseziaceae.
AUGGAGGUCCAUGUGCACGAUGUCAUAUCGCUCGUGGCACUGCUGAUUGCUUUACUACUUGCGUUUUUCGUUCUGAGCGCAUUGGUUCUUAGCGUGAGCAUGCCUAUUCUCGUGACUAUAACGUGCUAUCGCGCGAACUAUACGCCUCGGGCCGUAUCACUUUCGGAGGAUACGCCGGUGAAGAGCCCAUCGUAUCUGGCGAGCUUUUUUCGCCAGGACCACACGCGCAAGUUGGGGCCCGAAGAUAUGCGUGGAUUUGUCGCAACAUGGAAGCGUAUCUGUGCCAUAGAAGGCUGGCGCGGUCUGUUUCGCAGCACGCAUCUUCUUGUUUGUGCCUAUGCGGUGACGAUGUUACUAUCCUUUUUCGUUCCGUUUGGCAUCAUACUGGCUCAAGCACUUUCGAAUCCAUCUAAGGACGUGAGUGCGUCUGCGAAUGUAGGAGCUGGCUUGAUGAUUUUCGUGUCGUUACUCCUAUUCCCCGUGGACAUCUUGAUACGCCGAACGAUCGUUUAUCCGAGACACCUGAACUGGGCUCAUCCAUGCGAGUGUUUGAAGCAUAUUCUCACUGUGCAAGAGUACAAACAGCCGUGGCGCCUAUUCUUGUUGCCGGGAGUGACGUCGACGUGCCUCGCGAGGCUGCUUAUCAGUCUCUUGACGUCUUUGGUGGCGUUGUUCCUUGCGCCUCCCGGUCGUUUCGCGAUACUUACGCUCUUUGUCUCCCAAACAUCGGACAAUCGGGCGGUCACCGUGCAUGGGGAUGCGUGGCAGGUGCUGGUGCGUGUGCUGCUGUCAUGCCUGGUAUGGUUUGUGCUGCUGCCCCUCGACAAUAUUUAUGUUCGCGCAGCGACACAGCUUUCAGAUCGCUCGUAUGCCGCGGUGCAUGGAGCAGAGCUCGUUGUACUAGACAAGGAGCCUAUUGUGUCGCUGCGUCCUUGCCAUGGCAACGACGAUCCAGCAUGGACGUAUUUUGGCGCUUCGCAUGUCGAGCCAUACACAAGCUUGGUGGAUGUAUUCCGCAAGAUCCGCGACGAAGAAGGCAAUAGCAGUCUGACUCGUGGAUUACUAUACACAAUCUUGGGACGUCUGUUCCUAAUGUAA